AUGAGUUACACACCCGGUGGGUGGCAAAAUGCAUGGCAGGUUCCCUCUUACCCGUAUAUCGCGUCUGGUAGCGUCUCAGGCCAGCAGACGCACUACACUCAGGUUCCCUAUGCUCAAUACCAACCUCCUCCUGUGACCUAUCAGCCGCGCCAGAGGAACAAGGUUGCACAAAGACCGCGUUCGCCGACACCAGAGCCUGAAUUACAUCGUCAUUGGGAUGAGGUGAUACGGUCAUUUUUGAAGAAGGUUGGGAUGAACCAGGCCUUGAGGGGUUUCGAGGAUGACAUGGUAGUUAUGAAUGCGGAUUGGGAAAGGCAGAAGGUUCCUGGUGCUAUUGGAGAUUUAAUGAAGGAUCUUAUGAACUUGGGAAAAACAAAAGACAACGGAACACUCCCAGAACGACCGCUGGAGGAGCGAAAGCUCGACUAUGUUCACCUUUCUAGCGGUGCUGAUCCCCAGUCUCAGACGUCGAUAACAAAAUCAAUAUCUCAAUUCCUCGCGCAAAAUCGAGCCAGGAAUGACGCCUCUAACCGCACAGAGUUUCUCGAAACCCUCGCUCAAAAGCGACGGCGACUAAAUAUUAAUCCCGACAGUACCGAGCCCAUACCGUCCUGCGCACGGACGGAUGCAAAGCACCUCGAUCGUGACGUGCAGAUGAAAUAUGAUAUUGCAAAGAAUGAAGAUGGACCUCUCCGGCGAACCAUGAAAGGUAUGAUAGGUGAUAAGGGCAGGCAAAAAGAGCUUCUCGCACUACAUGAUGACUCAGAAGGCGACCAGCAACCAGCAAUGGAUCAACGGGUGAACAAUAUUGAAGAACAUCUUGCAGUCCGCUAUGUCCCUGCACCACCACGAACGCUCCUGUCCCGUCUCCGAUUGCUCGAGGAUCAUAUUAUGCAGCUCGAGAAGGAUUACCCGCCUUGGGCUGCUUUGCAUUUCAACCAGCCGAAUCGUGGUUGGCCUCCACCUCCGCGCCAGACACCGAUUAUAGUUCCGUCGCACAUCACAAGCACAACAAAAGAGCCUAAGACUGAUACUCCGCAACAGGAGCUGUCAUCUUCCAGCCCUUCCGAAGAGGCACCACAAACCAAAGCGAAGAACAAAAAUAAAUCUAGUUUGCACCGAGCGGUGAUGGAGAAAUUGGAAAUUCAAAAGGCAAUGAGUGAUCUUGCGGGGGUUCGCAAGUCCAGUUGA
Molecule: messenger RNA, 1191 nt
Organism: Suillus paluster
Lineage: Eukaryota; Fungi; Basidiomycota; Agaricomycetes; Boletales; Suillaceae
Exons: 5
Coding region: 1-1191 (396 amino acids)
Source: RefSeq, a predicted model, not a curated record